This is a messenger RNA of Pectinophora gossypiella (pink bollworm), 1110 nucleotides long. It is a transcript of the gene spidey, whose product is annotated as very-long-chain 3-oxoacyl-CoA reductase. The record is from RefSeq and is a predicted model, not a curated record. Gene Ontology annotation, cellular component: endoplasmic reticulum. The transcript has 7 exons. Bases 87 to 1037 code for a protein of 316 amino acids. Lineage: Eukaryota; Metazoa; Arthropoda; Insecta; Lepidoptera; Gelechiidae. Gene Ontology annotation, molecular function: oxidoreductase activity.
CCGCCAGUGCGCGUGCGCUAACUGUGUCAGCCGGUACGCUCUCUCCGCCAUAACCUCUCUUUGGGAAUAAAAAAUAUUUACCGAAAAUGGCUCAAUAUAGCUCUUUAGAGAAGUGUGGAAUAGUGGCUUUGGUGGUCUUUGCGAUAUAUUUAGUGAAAUCUUUGUUUAGUGUGGUGUACACAUACGCAGUGGGUCCGGCAGUGAAUAAAGUGGAUUUCAAAUCGAAAGGAAAAUGGGCAUUGGUCACGGGAUGCACGGAUGGCAUUGGAAAACAAUACGCGCGAGAGUUGGCGUCUUGCGGUUGUGAUAUCGUACUAGUCAGUCGGACUUUGGAGAAAUUAAAAGCGACGGCGGAAGAAAUUGAAAAGGACUACAAAGUGUCAACGAAGGUCAUCCAAGCAGACUUCAGUGAAGGAGACGUCAUCUACGAGAAGAUUGGCAAGGAGAUCGCAGAUUUGGAGAUCGGUACCCUGGUCAACAAUGUUGGCGUCUCCUACUCCUAUCCCGAGUACUUCCUUGAUAUCCCUGAUUGGGAGAAGUUCAUGAAGAACAUCAUCAACACAAAUAUGGUGUCGGUGACCCGUAUGACCGGCCUGGUGUUACCCGGGAUGGUGAAGAGAGAGAAGGGUGUCGUCAUCAACAUUGGAUCCGCCUCCUCCAUCAUCCCGAGCCCGCUGCUUGCUGUGUAUGCUGCUUCUAAGGCCUACGUCGACAAGCUGACAGAGGCACUGGAACAAGAAUACAGCAAGAAAGGCAUAAUUGUUCAAUGCAUCCUCCCAGGAUUCGUUUGCUCCAACAUGUCAGGCAUCCGACGAAGCUCCUUCUUCGCUCCCACCGCCAAAGCCUUCGUGAAAUCCGCCAUAGGCUUAGUAGGCACAGUCUCUAAGACCACCGGAUACUUCCCCCACGCGAUCUUCACAACUGCCAUCAACACCAUCCACGAUGUGACAGGGUCCUUCGGUGUCUGGCUGGUCACACGGUCAAUGGAAAACAGCCGCGCCAAAGUGCUGAAAAAGAAAGGAAAAUUGGAUGCCUGACUGUGAAUCAUCACGUGAUUAUCUCAUCUUCAUCAGAAUUUAUAAAAUAUCAAUUCAACAAUGCUAAAUCGAA